This is a messenger RNA of Globicephala melas (long-finned pilot whale), 583 nucleotides long. RefSeq names its product H2A clustered histone 21 (gene H2AC21). The record is from RefSeq and is a predicted model, not a curated record. Lineage: Eukaryota; Metazoa; Chordata; Mammalia; Artiodactyla; Delphinidae. Gene Ontology annotation, biological process: heterochromatin formation. Gene Ontology annotation, cellular component: chromatin; nucleosome. Gene Ontology annotation, molecular function: structural constituent of chromatin; protein heterodimerization activity; DNA binding.
UCGGACUCAGCUUUUAGCCAAUCAAACCACUUCGCUUCACCCCUCCCGGUAGCUCUUAUAAAUUACAUCAAAUUGGUUAUCCUUGCCACAUUCUUCUCUUUGAAAAAGAAGCUGUAACUGCAUUUUUAGCCGUAAUGUCAGGACGCGGAAAGCAGGGAGGCAAAGCUCGGGCCAAGGCCAAGUCGCGCUCGUCCCGCGCAGGCCUUCAGUUCCCCGUGGGGCGAGUGCACCGCCUGCUGCGCAAAGGCAACUACGCCGAGCGAGUGGGGGCUGGCGCGCCGGUGUACCUGGCGGCUGUGCUGGAGUACCUGACAGCGGAAAUCCUGGAGCUGGCCGGCAACGCGGCCCGAGACAAUAAGAAGACGCGCAUCAUCCCUCGCCAUUUGCAACUAGCCGUGAGAAAUGAUGAAGAGCUCAACAAGUUACUCGGGGGUGUCACAAUUGCCCAGGGCGGCGUCUUGCCCAAUAUCCAGGCAGUCUUGUUGCCCAAGAAAACGGAGAGUCACAAGCCUGGCAAGAAUAAGUAAUUAGGAGGCUUGACACCAACCCCACUCACCCCAAAGGCUCUUUUAAGAGCCACUAA